UUAUUUUCUCACCUGUCAAACCCGGCUGGCCGCCGCUGGCGUCUCUGCUACGAACACUUCCUUCUCCCGACCUUAAAAUUCCCGUCCCCCGAUAAACGACCAAUCCUUCCCACCCGACCACUCCUCCUCCGCCUCCGCCUCCACGUAUCCUUCAACACCAAAGGACUUUAGACACGAUGCUGGCCGCCCGUACUUUCGCUGCGCCUCUCCGGCAGCAGGCCAUGCGCGCCGCUCCCCGCGCCGUCGCCGCCGUCUCUCAGUUCCAGAACUCCAGAUUCUACUCGAGCGAGCGUGUCGCCAAGUUCCACGGUGUCAAGGACUCCAACGGCAACUACCCCGUCUCCCUGAUCGAGGGUGACGGUAUCGGUCCCGAGAUCUCCCAGGCCGUCAAGGACAUCUUUGCCGCGGCCAAGGCCCCCGUUACCUGGGAGCCCGUCGAUGUCACCCCCAUCCUCAAGGACGGCAAGACCGCCAUCCCCGAUGCCGCCAUCGAGAGCAUCAAGCGCAACAAGGUCGCCCUCAAGGGACCCCUCGCCACCCCCAUUGGCAAGGGCCACGUCUCCCUCAACCUGACUCUCCGCCGUACCUUCAACCUGUUCGCCAACCUCCGUCCCUGCCGAUCGGUCGCCGGCUACAAGACCCCCUACGACAACGUCGACACCGUCCUUAUCCGUGAGAACACCGAGGGUGAAUACUCCGGCAUUGAGCACGUCGUCGUCGACGGCGUCGUCCAGUCCAUCAAGCUCAUCACCCGCGAGGCUUCCGAGCGCGUCCUCCGCUUCGCCUUCCAGCAGGCCCAGGAGAUUGGCCGCAAGAAGGUCCGCGUCGUCCACAAGGCCACCAUCAUGAAGAUGUCCGACGGUCUCUUCCUCAAGACGGCCCGCGACGUCGCCAAGGACUUCCCCGAGAUCGAGUUCGACGCCGAGCUCCUCGACAACACCUGCCUGAAGAUGGUCACCGACCCCCUCCCCUACAACGACAAGGUCCUCGUCAUGCCCAACCUGUACGGUGACAUUCUCUCCGACAUGUGCGCCGGUCUCAUUGGCGGUCUCGGCCUCACCCCCUCUGGCAACAUUGGCGACGAGUGCUCCAUCUUCGAGGCCGUCCACGGCUCCGCCCCCGACAUUGCCGGCAAGGGCCUGGCCAACCCCACCGCCCUGCUCCUCAGCUCCAUGAUGAUGCUGAGACACAUGAGCCUCGGCGAGUACGCCGACAGAAUCGAGAAGGCCGCUUUUGAUACCCUCGCGGAAGGAAAGGCCCUCACCGGCGACCUUGGCGGCAAGGCCAAGACUGGCGAGUUUGCCGGCGCCAUCAUUUCCAAGUUGUAGAUACCUACUACCCCUCCCUGUAGACUGUACGAUCUUAGACAACGGAUAUUACCUCCUGUUUCCUUUAACGUUAGCCAUAGUCGUUCAAUGAGUUCAUGAGCUCCAACAAAAUUUGGUGUUUUCGUUCCUGUGGUUUGCAUCGGGCCGUGAGUGACUGGCAACACAAUGGUGGUGGCAAUAAUUGACUUCAUUGACUGUUCACAACACAUGGACCCGUUCCUCUUGCUCUCGCAUUCAUGAAAUUGUUGCUCGUCAAUCACCUAAUAAAGGCAACCAACAGACACUUUCCAAGACCAAAGAAGCAGACUGCAGUAAUUUGACAGGUAGGACGGACAUUCAGGUCUGAGAGUCGACGGCAGCUCUUCGCACUGACGGGGCGCCAUGUCCGUGAACAUGCCUAGUGAGACUUGGGAUGAGCAA
Colletotrichum phormii is the source of this 1748-nucleotide messenger RNA. RefSeq names its product isocitrate dehydrogenase. The record is from RefSeq and is a predicted model, not a curated record. The coding region runs from base 177 to 1328 and encodes 383 amino acids. Gene Ontology annotation, molecular function: isocitrate dehydrogenase (NAD+) activity; magnesium ion binding; NAD binding. Gene Ontology annotation, cellular component: mitochondrion. The transcript is spliced from 4 exons. Gene Ontology annotation, biological process: isocitrate metabolic process; tricarboxylic acid cycle. NCBI's taxonomy places the organism in Eukaryota, Fungi, Ascomycota, Sordariomycetes, Glomerellales, Glomerellaceae.